AGAAAAUUUAGAAAAUGUAAUGAAUAAAAGUGUCUAAAGCAAAAUUACUGAUGGGACCUAUACAUGUUGCUUGUCUCACCCAAAGUUAAAAAAAAAAAAAAGUGAACUCAAUUCCAUAAGUAAUGAAGUAGAAGAAAAACUUAAGCCACGCUUCUUCCACUACCCUUUAUACACACAACACACGCCUUGUACAAUUCCUUUCAUCUAAAAAAAAAAAAUUCUCAGAUCUCUCAUACAGAAUAAGAAAAGAAAUAAAGGUGAGAUAAUGCUAAAGAGGCAAGAUACAUUAGCGGCAUCAGGUCGCCGGCAAAGGACACCGCGGAGUGGAGAAAAUCAGCAUGUUGUGAAGUCUACUGGUUGCAUGUCAGGCAUUAUUCAACUAAUUUCCAAAUACCAAAAAAAGACGAAACGCAUUACUUCUGGAAUCAGAAAACAAGGUAAAGUAGUAGUUGUACUUGGGGAAAAUGAAAAAAAUGAUGAAGUAAAGGUAAGAAGCACAAAAAUCGAAGCAGAUAAAAAGGAGCGGCCAGUAGCGUUAGUGGCGCGGCUGAUGGGGUUGGAGGAGAUAAAGUGCCUUCCGAGUCCUAAUAGGAAGGCGAGUGCAGAAGAGGUAAAGAGAAGGAAGCUUCUAGAAGACUUGGGCAAGUGCAAUGACGAUUUAGAGUCUGUUCGCCAGAUUCUAAACUCACUAAAAAGGGAUAAGCAAAUUGGCGAUGCAGUCAAGCCGCCGACUCCAUUAACAUACUGCAACAAAAUCGCUAAACCUAAACACAAUCAUAAUGGUCAUAUUACACAACAAAGGAUCAAGAGGCUAGAAUCAUACGAACCAAUUGAUAAAUUUACAAAUAAUGCACCAUUAUUAUAUCACAUGAAGCCAAAGUCAUGCAGCAAAGGCAUGAUUCAAAGUGUGGAGGAAGUGUGGAAUGAGAAUGAAUGGGGAGAAAAGAGAGAAGCAGGGAAAAUAGGACUAAUAUUACAAGAUCAAAUUUACAGGGACUUAAUUGAAGAGCUUCUCAAAGAAAUGAAUCUACUAAUUUCCUUUCGUUCUUUACCCUUCUUAGCAUGUAAGAAAAGGCUUUUCUUUUAAAUAUCUCAUAUUAUUUCUGGGUUUUUUUUGUCCUUUUAUAUAUAUAGAUUGAGAUAGGUGAUCUUUGUUGCUACUAUACUUACAGUAAGAGACUGAGAAAAAAGAUUUGGCUUAUUAUUAUUUUGGUUUGCACCAUUUAUUUUCUAUAUGAUAUACAAUAUCAUUAGUUGUCUACUA
Solanum lycopersicum (tomato) is the source of this 1264-nucleotide messenger RNA. NCBI's taxonomy places the organism in Eukaryota, Viridiplantae, Streptophyta, Magnoliopsida, Solanales, Solanaceae. The record is from RefSeq and is a predicted model, not a curated record.